Hevea brasiliensis (rubber tree) is the source of this 1732-nucleotide messenger RNA. RefSeq names its product 50S ribosomal protein L9, chloroplastic. Gene Ontology annotation, molecular function: structural constituent of ribosome. The record is from RefSeq and is a predicted model, not a curated record. Gene Ontology annotation, biological process: translation. Lineage: Eukaryota; Viridiplantae; Streptophyta; Magnoliopsida; Malpighiales; Euphorbiaceae. Gene Ontology annotation, cellular component: mitochondrion; ribosome.
AGAGGGGAAAAACACGAAGGCCCGAGCGCCCAACGUCCGACGGAUAAGGCCAGUGAAGUCGAGAAGGACGGUCUCUGGGGUGUGUGGGAAUUACUCACUGCCACUUGUAAUAAUAGCGUCACCAUCUACAGCAGCAACUCUCUCAUGGAGUUCUUCCUCUUGGCUUCACAGCUUUGGUAGACACUCCGGUGAAAUCUCCAAGUUGCCAGACAGAAGAAUGCCCAUGCUGAUUUGGGCUCAAAAGAAAGCCAAAAAGACAAGAAAGAUUUGGGGAAAAAGGGACAGUUGAUUGAUAUGAAGGCUGGGUAUUACAGGAAUUAUUCUGCCGUGGGCAAGGCCCAGAUUGUCACUUCUGUUCUGCUGAAGUUUGUUACUUUAUCUCUGUGUUUAUUUUGGUUGUUCAUAAUUUUGUAUUAAAUUAUCUUCACUUUGUUGUGAGGGUCAGGGUAGAGUCAGAAUUGUUUUGGAAGCAAGUGUUUUAAAAGCAGCCCAACAUACAUUUGCUCAGAAAAUAUAUCAAAGUAUAAAUGCUGCCAUAUAUAAGUGGACAUAAUGGAAUAAAUAGAUAUGGGAAGCUGGAAGAGUUUUUUGAAAAAUGUUACAUUAUUACAUCUACUUAAGAAGAAAAAAAAAACAAGGUGAUAAUACUGCAUCUUCAACUUCAAUGAUUUUGUGUUUUUCUUUUUUUCUUUCUUUUUUUUCUUUCUUUUUUUUCUUUUUUUGUGCAUAUGAAAGUUCAAAGUUCUCUCACUUUCUUGUGUUGGGUUAAAAAGACAUAUACUUGUUUGGGAUCGUACAAUCCGAUUGAACAUGUAAGACAUUGGAUGGUUUAUGCAUAUGUGAGACACUCGGAAUAUCAAUGCAUAUUGUAAGAAAUGUUUUAAGCUUGAACAUGGUAAUGAUAACGUGAUGGGGCUAAUCCAUGGGAUGGACUGAACAAGAAGCUAUCAAGUGUCUCUUCUCUUCUAGACAUGCUAGGCAGACGGAGAUUAACAAGAAGCUGACGAUACUACCGAUACAAAGAGGAGGGCUGAAAAGAAAACUUAUGACACUAAGAGGGGUGCUUUUAUAAAUGAAGGGAAAUGCAGAUGGAAGAGGAAAGAAUUUAUGCUGAGAAAAAACGGGAAAAAGAAGAGGCACAGCAGCUUGCUCUUAUUUUUGAAACUGUUGGAGCUUUCAAGGUGAAGCGCAAAGGUGGAAAGGGAAAACAAAUAUUUGGAAGUGUAACCUCUCAAGAUCUUGUCAACAUCAUCAAGGCACAGCUUCAGAGGGACGUGGACAAGCGUAUUAUUCUUCCAGAAAUUAGGCAAACAGGAGAAUAUAUUGCUGAACUUAAGCUUCAUCCUGAAGUUACUGCUUGGUUGAGGUUGAAUGUUUAUGCUAAGGAAUAGCAUCUUUUGGGAGCACACUCUUUCAAUGGAUGAUUCAUUGAUUUGUAUGAGCAACUUGCAUCAUUCUAAGGUAUAUGAGCUAAUCAAAAUUGUUUCAAACGUGUAAUGGUAUCCUGAGGUUCCGUGUGAGGGGCUGGGAGUUGCCAGAGUACCGAGGAAGAGGAAACAUUUUCUUAUUUAUGAAAUAAUGUAAUUAUUGCUCACCCGAAAAUGCAGAAUUUCAUUUCAACAGAUACAACUUUCAGUUCAAUGAUGUCACUUAUGUGUAUUACUCGGUUCUGAUUUUUGUCCUAAAAUGACCAAAUUUUCAGUUGUAUUAUAUUUCCUUAAAUUUUCUGUAA